CAGUUCCGCUCAAUACUAGACAGAGGAAAGAUGGCGGUAGCGCGUGAGCGAGCCGUCGUUGGUGCCCAGUCGAAGCAGGAAGCCCUUCGAUGAUGUGAUGCCUGAAGUUAGCAGGCUCUGUGCUCGAGGCAUGCUGUGGGGUUGUGGGAAGGUGGCAAGAAAGAAGUGAUUGUGUCUAAAAUGCCUGAGGAAGACUUGGAGCAUUCGUUCACCCUGAGGAGUCCCGUGGGGGAGAAGGCUAUCGUCAUCACAUGGCCCAAAACAAAGGAGAAGAGGGAAGGCAAGACCCAGGAGAUCGUGGAAACCAUCAAGUUCGUGUUCGAGGAUUUUGCGGACUUGGGUCUCCCCAGCAUCGUCCAGGACAAGAUUCUACGUGACUACGAUGCUCAUGAGUAUGAGAGCGUGAAGGCUAUGUGCGAUCGCUACAACAAGGCGCUGGAGUCCCUGCUCCAACUGGAGAAAGGGACGGCCAAGCCGCAGCAAAGACUGAACAAGCGUGCGUCGAGGGCUUUACUUCGUCACAUCAUUCACCAGGUCUAUUCGGAAAGCGUCACCGAGCCGGAGCGACUCAAUAAGCACUAUGAGCCCUUCUCCAGCGAGGUGUACGGGGAGACGACAUACGAGCGGGUGGAGCAGAUCCUGCACCUGGUGAAUAUGACCGAGGACGACGUCUUCAUCGACCUUGGCUCAGGGAUUGGGAACGUGGUGGUCCAUGUGGCUGGGGCUUCCCAGGCCAAGAUCUCCUGUGGCAUCGAGAUUGCUGACGUGCCAAACAGAUAUGCUCAUAAAAUGGAGACGUCGUUCCGGAAGUGGAUGGCUUGGUACGGGAAGAAGUAUGGAGAGUUCAGUCUCGUCAAGGGGGACUUUUUGGAUCCCAAGUUCCGAGAGAUGAUACUCUCUGCGUCUGUGAUCUUAGUCAACAAUUUUGCCUUCGAGCCCGAGCUCGACCACAAACUCAAGGAAAUCUUUGCUGAUCUCAAGGACGGGACCAAGAUCAUCUCGUCGAAAGCGUUCUGUUCGCUCACGUUCCGCAUCACCGACAGAAACCUGACGGAUAUUGGAACCAUCAUGGAGGUGACGGAAAUGGCUGCAGAGAGCGAGUCUGUGUCCUGGACGUCCAACCCGGUCCCAUAUUUCUAUCACGUUCUGGACAGAACUAAGCUGGAGAGGUAUUUCCAAGACAUGAAGUUAAGGGUUCGGAAUCAAGACGAGGAAUCCAGUAACGGGAACCGACGGCGUCGACACGUGCGCCAACUCAGCCUGGAGGUAUCGGACAAUUCCAACAAUCGCAAGGAAGAAGACGAAGACAAGAACAGCAGCGUGAGUGUGUUGUCGGUGAACGACGACAUGGAGAACCAGGACGAGAGUUCGCUGGGCCCCACGACGCGUCGGGCGUGGAGUUCCCUCUGCCAGAAGAGGUCGAGCAGCCCGAGCGAGGAAGAGCCGCAGUCGGAAGGAGGUGUGCAGAAAUCAAAGAAGCAGCAGACCAUGCGUAGGUCAAAGAAAGUGCUGCAGCGGAACUCUAUUUCUGUGAUGAGCCCUGUUCAUGAGGACCCAGCUGCUGUGCUUCAAUCGGCCAAGGCAAAGUUACAGGAGAUUAAAGCGGUUGAGAGCGUGACAUCGACGAAAGGCAAGAAACGUGGGAAGGGCAGGACGGGUCGGUGUGGCCGCCCGCGUAAGCUACCACGCAUCAAUGGGCUAGAUAUCCUUCAUUCCCAGACUGUGCUCAGUACUGCUGGUGAUGGACCCAUUGAACGCCCUCCUCCAGCUCAGGGAUGUAUAGAUAGCAAGCUGUCAGAUUAUGUCGCUCCACCUGCCUCAUUGGUUUUUUCAGAGUACAAUGAAGAGUCCGAAUUGGAAAGGGAUGAGCUGCCCUCUCCUCCAAUAGAAUUUGCUCAAGAUCUUGAUCGAUUCCUGAUCAAGCUGCGCAAAAAGAUGAUUCGUAUGCAUCAUAGCCUGAGCAGCCAGGACUUUGUUAGGGAUGUUUGCCAGCACAUCACCAAGGAAAAGGCAAUUCAGGAGAAACUGAAACGAGAAGAAGAAGAAUGCCAGAGAGCAUUAACGGCUGCUGGACUGGAGGUGGUGCGGGAGUUGAAAUACUGCAUCGGUGGACUCCAUGACGGCCUAAACUCUGUUGAAGACAUGCUGAAGAUCCCAGUUGUGGAACAGAAGGAAAGGGAACGAAUAUUAGAUCAGGAACAGGCCCUUCAUGCAGAGAUUCGUAAAGAGGAGCAAGAGGUUAAUGGCCUCAAGCAGAGACUGCACGAGCAUGAGCGGUAUAUCAAGGCCAACUAUCACAUGAAUGGAGUGCGCUUGGACAUGAACGGCUACAUUCAAGAUCACCGUCGAGAUUAUACAGCUAUGUCCCAGAAAGUGUAUCCUGUUCUUCCCGUGAUACCCAAUCACCACCAUAUGUCACACUCAGAGACAGAUCUUGUAUCACACUCGCCUGGUGCUGUUGUAAAUUCGCCAAUAAUGGCUACUCAAAGUGCCCCACCAAGUGGUGGGUCGAGGCGGCGCACACGUGAGCCCCGUCCCCGCAAGCAGGAUUAUCCGCACAUUCCCAAGAUGGAGAGGAUUCAGGAAGAUAAUCCAGACAUCCUGGCUCAGAAGAUCAUCCAACAAGGACGACAGCUCGAAGCCAACCGGAGACUCACAUCACCGGUGAAGAAGGCAGAGGUCGAUCUCCAGAGAGUUCCGUCUCGUGGUGUGGAAGUGCCACGAGUGUCCUAUCGUUAUGAUGACCACAUCAAGAGCCUUAUAGAGCACCACCUUCAUGAUGGUCCUCCAGUGUCCGUGUCACCUGGAUUGCAGUUUCGGGCUCCACCAGCCAAAGCUCCUGCACCUGAUCCAAAAUGUCGCUACCAGUCCCCAGAUUACACUCAGGUAUCUCCAGCAAAGCUGGCCCUCAAGAGACAUAUGCAAGAGAAGGAAGGGUUUACAUCCCAUCAUACAAUUGGAGAUUUAGUGCGUGGAGAGGUAGAACGGACUCUGGAGAUAUCUUCUCAGAGCCUCAUUGACAUGGCUGUGGACAUGACUUACAAUCAGGAAGGACGACAGCCGUCGUAUCCAUCUCCGCUUCCCCUCAAAACUGAAAACCCCACUCCUUCAGUCAUCAAACUCAACUGUGAUGUGAAAAAGGAAGGAGCACAGCCAGCAAACUUGUAUUCGCCGAUCUCAAGACCAAGUAGUGCCGAAGGUGAUGGAAGCCCUGUGUUGCCACCUUCAUCACACGUGGGACUGCCUGUGUCGGACCAACAGCGUGGCAUGGAAGAACGUGUCUCUUCCAUGUUUGAAGGAGGGAUUCCUGUCUCAUCAGCCUUAGGGGCAAAUCUACUCAUGAAGACCUACCACUCACAAUCAGUGAUUGGUUCCACGGUACAAGCAUCCCGAGCUCCCAUUGAAGGUCUGGCUGCAUUCCUCCACGACAGUGUGAAGCCAGUGGUUCACGACUUGUCAGCCAAGAAUGGUGUGAUCCAGGUUAAUGAUUCCAUGCGCCCCCCAACUGCACCAGUCUCAGGAAAACGGUCUGCAAUGGAGCUGCUUUCAGUCCAGCCUCCCCCUUCGCCUUUGACUCUGGAGCAUUCUCCGCCCAUCACUCCUGGCACCGACUCUGAUCUCCCACAUUCCUCUGAUACUAAUGACAAAACAGGGAAAGAUUUGUUCAUGGUCUAUGUUGUUGCCCAAGAAUGUCUCACAUUGGAAGACAUGGGGUGUUGGACAGUGACAGACAGGGAUGAUGAUGUGGAUGAUGCAGAUUUUGAAGAAAGUAAUGGGUUUCUCCAGCAGAGGAAAUCGGCAGAUUCCCCCUCAAGCCGAGCUUGGGAGGACCAGGUGACAUCGAGGUUCAACUGCCUGGUGCAUUUUGCUGAGGUUGUUGACAUGGAGAAGAAGCGGCGACGAAGCAACGAUAGUUCCUCUCCCCGAGGCAGUCGAGACGAGGAGAAUGGGGGCAGCAAGAACGGAUCUCCAGCAUAUCAUCACGAUAUGUCGAGAUCACCACACGGUCCUCGGCUUCCAGAUGGUGCAGGAAAUGCUUUGGAGCGUUCUCCAAGCCACGACCAAAUGAUGGCGCUCAAGUUCAAAAAGAUGCGAACCGGGGACGAUGCAGAGUCCAAAUCCCAAGUUCCUGUCCGCAAUGGCAUAGAUGAGACUUUCUAUGAUCAACAUUUCAAGAAGAAGCGGGCACACGUGUCUUCGGGGGUGUUUGAUCGCGGUAGUAAACCGCACUGGCCUAAAGGGAUCAAGGACUGGGAUCGUUAUCAGCAGAUGGCAACACCUGAGGAGAAUGGGAGCGAGACUAUGUCACCGGCUCCUUUACCGUCAUCGACAACAUCAAAUGGAACUUUGCCACCACCUCACCUCGAACGACACAAUGGUGGGUUGUAA
Darwinula stevensoni is the source of this 4389-nucleotide messenger RNA. Lineage: Eukaryota; Metazoa; Arthropoda; Ostracoda; Podocopida; Darwinulidae. The record is from the annotation of a GenBank genome assembly.